UUGGAGACCCGGAGCUUCUCCGAGGUGUCUCCAAUCCCUGUGGCAGGUGGCCUCAAGGCCAUUCUGCAACUUAGGGCCCGGAGUUUCUCCGAGGUUCUCUUUCUCUCUUGCAGGUGCCCUGGACACCAGACUGUGGCAUGGCAGGGAGACGCUUCAGCCUGCUCAGGCUGCUCCGGAGGAAGAAGGAGGAGGAAAGCCCUGGAGCUGCUCCAGCACAGCAGCCUGAAGAGGUGCAGCAGGUGCAGCCCCCGCAGGAGGAUGCAGGCCAGGAGCGGACAGAAGAGCAGCUCCGUGCCCGUGGCCGCUUCCGCAGGGCAGCACAGACAUUUAUGAAAUUCAUGGGCAGUCGGCGUAGAAAGUCCAGGGUCACACCAGCUGAUGUCCAGGCCCAGCCUGACACCAUCCCGACCCAGCUGACAAAGCCUGAUGUCAGCACCGCGUCGACUGCUGUCCCAGCACAGUGUGACACCACAACCAGUGAUCACACAACCCACUGGGACACCACCGAUGAUGUGUCACACUGUGACUCUGUGCUGCCUGGUCUCACGGAGGAGGCCGACGCCACAACGACGGAGGGCGUGGCAGGCACUGACACCUCGCCUGUUCAGCGCCUGGUCGAUACCCCCAGCCUGGACUUUCUUGAGGAGAGAGCUGUCUCUGCUGAAGUGUCCAUAACGCCAGACAGAGACAUGCAGCAGAGACCCCCCACGGUGCCCAAGCUGGCCUGGGUGAAGGAGGAGGAGAAGGAGGAAAGCCCUGGGGCUGCUCCAACACAGCAGCCUGAAGAGGUGCAGCAGGUGCAGCCCCCGCAGGAGGAUGCAGGCCAGGAGCGGACAGAAGAGCAGCUCCGUGCCCGUGGCCGCUUCCGCAGGGCAGCACAGCUGGUUUGCAGAUUCAUCAGGUGCAUUUGGCACGAAGAGGCCACUUUCAUGGCCACUGGGGACACGGCAAACUUGGACCUCUUCAAUGCCCAGACCAGCGCUGCCCUGCUGGAUUUGCUUGUGCAGAACGGUGUCUACAAAGCAAAGCAAGUGCCGGCCAUAGUCAGGUGCAUCCAUCAGUGGCUCACGUCCAAUGUGUCUGCUGAGCACAGGCUGGACAAGACUCUUGUCCUGCUGACCGAGGCACACCCCACGGAUGUUGCAGUGACCCUGCUGCGCUCUGCCCCAGCCUGUGACAGAGCUGCUCGCACCAUGUGGAAGACGCUCAUCUCCUUCAGACGGACUAAGGAGCCGGUGCUGCAGAUCCUCUUCUGUGUGCUGGAAUACUGGCCAGCGCACAGGAGACGCACCUCUGAUGGGGAUGAGAGGGAUGUCUUUGCCCUGGCUGCAACUGUGGCACUCUGGGAGAUCCUCCAGCUGUCCCACUCCUGGUGCCCAAGUGCAGUGAAGGACAAUUUCCCCUGCCUCCUUCUGACUCUGCUCUUCCAAGUUUUCAUCAGCACAGAGGAGAUGUCAGAGGAGGUCGAGACCUUCUGGAGGCGAUGCCGGGAGCAGCGCAGCCUUCCCCCCAACCCCAACAGGUUUGCAGUGCAGACUGUUAAAGCCCUGCUGCGCCAGCUGCUGGAUGAGGACGUGUUGAUGGUGAUCGGUCGCAAGUGUGGCUGGGACAUGCUCCUCAAGGCUGACAGCCACCACUAUGCAGUGGGUCUGCUGGCCAGGGAGCUGUGCCGUGUCUCCCGCUCCUUUGGUCGCAGCAUCGCCGUCAGCCUGCUCCCGCGGCUCAGCAGGGGAGAGCCCCUGUGGGAACUGCCUGCCCUGGCGUUCCUGGUGGAG
This is a messenger RNA of Manacus vitellinus (golden-collared manakin), 1775 nucleotides long. Its product is annotated as maestro heat-like repeat-containing protein family member 6. The transcript is spliced from 11 exons. Lineage: Eukaryota; Metazoa; Chordata; Aves; Passeriformes; Pipridae. The record is from RefSeq and is a predicted model, not a curated record. Gene Ontology annotation, cellular component: cytoplasm. The annotation marks the transcript as partial.